Molecule: messenger RNA, 5910 nt
Organism: Rotaria sp. Silwood1
Lineage: Eukaryota; Metazoa; Rotifera; Eurotatoria; Philodinida; Philodinidae
Source: the annotation of a GenBank genome assembly
AUGACGACCGUAACAAAAAGAAAAUUAAAACAAACAUCAAAAGCAAAAAGCAAUAAUAAGAAAUCCAGAGAAAAGCCUGUUCUUACGGGUUUGAAUGGAGCAUACUGGAAUGAUACUCCUGUUGAUCGUCGCAAAAAUCGACCAGCAUUUAAUCACGAUCAUCUGAAUGAUGAAAAUGACAAUGAUGAAUCCAUGUCAGAAUCCGAUAACACUCUCAUCUAUUCAAAUAAAACAUUUUUAACAUGUCGAAGUCCGACCAAUUCAUUUUUUCUUUGUCAAACUCUUCAAAACGUUUACAGUGAUACAAAACAAAUUCAUAUUCGAUGGUAUUCAUUUGUUGAUGAAAAUCAAAAUGAAAAUAAAGUCGAUGAGAAUACACAUUUCAAAGAAAGUUAUCAUGAUAAAAUUGAGAUCGAAACGAUUCUUACUGGAAUAGAAUCUGUCAUUCAUCAUUCGGAUAAAACAAUUACAUUACAAAAACAAGAUAUUAUCGAAACUAAUCGUUUAUUGCAGAAAUCAAUCAAAGGAGAAUCGAACGUGGUUAAGAGUACUAAAAGCAAAAAGCGAAAAGUGACUAUUAAUAGUGAUGCUGCUUCACCCAUAAGGAAACGACGACGACGAACUGUGGAUGUAGAUGACGUUGAGCAAAACAAAAUUCCUAAGAAAUCGAAAGCGAAAUUAUUCAAAGUACAAAGUAACCGUUUUCUAAAGGAAAAUCAAGCUGUGACAGACUAUCAAGUCGAUCCAUUUUUCGAGUCUAAUAUUCCUGUGCCAUUUAUUUCAUCGAGUGUUCAGAGUAAAUUAGCAAUACGUGCUGUUAUACUAAAUGAUGCAGAACUGUUGAAAAGUUUUAUUGACGAUGUGGCUCGUGUGUACUCGGUACAUAUUAAACGUGAUCUCCCAAAGAGUUUUUCAGCUAUUCAUUAUGCAAUUAGAAAUAAUAAUAUUGAAUUACUUCAAAUGCUAGUAGAGGAUUUGCUACAUCCGAAAAGCGACCGAUGUUCUUUUCCAGAAGUGACUUUGAAAAAACAAACAACAGGAAAUGCAAGUAUUCGUACUCUUGGCUUUCGAACAGCUGAAGUUAUGGCUAGUCGUGGUGCUCGUGAAGGCAAUAAUGCAUUACUGAAAGUAACACCUAUUCAUUGUGCUGCUAUUAAUCCAAAUGCAAAAUAUUUGAAACAACUACUGGCGAUUGUGUCUGAAUUUAAUCUUGCCGAUAAACAAGACCGAAAACCUAUUCAUUAUGCUGCUGCUUGUGAAGGGCCGGAAUCACUAGAAUAUCUGUUAUCAAAAGAUGUCAAAUUCAAUGAUGCUGACAAAGAUGGGGAUACACCAUUACACAUUGCUUGCAGAUAUGGUCGCCAUUCCAAUGCCGAACUACUAUUGCGUAAAGCAAAAGAAAAGGCUGAAUCAAAUGAGGCAGAAGAUAUGGCGGAAUAUCAAAAGUAUGGUCUCGCAUCAAUCAAUCGUAUGAAUACAGCUAAACAAUGUCCUUUACACUUAGCUGUUAUCAAUAACCAUAUAGAAUGUGCUGAAGUUCUUAUUCAAUAUGGUGCAACUAUUGAUGUGUUUACAAGUAUAUCAAAGGAAAAAUUAACACCGCUCAUGUUCGCAUGUCAACAUGGAUUUCUAGAUAUUGUGAAAUACUUAAUUAAACACGGAGCUCGAGUCGAAGCACGCGAUCGUUUCAAACGAACACCGUUAAUUCAUGCUUGUAUGUAUGGACAUGCGCACGUCGUUUCAUAUUUACUUCGUAUUGGUGCGAAUCCAAAUGUCUUCGAUUCAUCGAUGAAUUCCGCUUUGCAUUAUGCGAUUGCUUAUGGCUGGUACUUUUGUGUUCGAUUAUUGAUGGAAGCUGGAGCAAAUAUGAAUUGUGCCAACUGUUGGCAAGUAUCAUGUCUUGGAAUCGGUUUUUCCAAAGGACAUUACGGUAUCUGUGAUUAUCUUUUGAAUGAACAUCGAGCAGAUAUUAAUUUUAAAAACGAUGAAGGUUUAACGGUAGUUAUCCUUACCGUUGAGUUAGAUGUUUCAAAAUACUCUGUUCAACAAUUGGAAUAUGCUGUGGUCAAACACAAUGCUGAUUGUACAUGUGUUGAUGUUAACGGAAACAAUGCUUUUCAUUAUUUAGCAUCAAAGUCACUGCCAGACAGGGACAGUACUGCAUCUGAAAAAUAUUAUUUUCGAAUGGCGCAAAUUUUACUGGAUCAUCACUGUAAUCCUACUCAAAUGAAUAACAAAGCGCAAACACCGUUGAUGCUCGCACUUGAAUCCAAAAAUGUCUUUAUGGUUAAUUUCUUAAUCAAUCAAGCAAAGGUGGAGUUAACUUUGGAUAGGAACAGUGAUGGCAAAACAUUUUUACAUUAUUUUGCUAUGAAUAGUGAUGAUGAAAAACUUGUUGAAAUACUACUGAAUUUACUGGUGACAGAUGAUCUGAAAAAGAUGAGUUUAACAUUGGACAACGCAAGCCGGACACCGCUUCAAUAUUGUACCUUGAGAUAUGAAGAAAUAUUUGGUAGUCAAUUUUAUAGCUUUGCCAAUCGACUUAGCCAAUAUCAAUCAAUAAGCAAAAUGAUUCGAUAUUUCCUUGAUACACUUGAAUGCUAUGAUGAAACAUGCAUUUUUCAUUUAUUAUACGGGGGUCCUCUUAGCAACCAAGCCGAUCAGCAUCCAUUGGAAAUUUUCCUUAAAAAAUCAGAAAACAUCAAUGCUCAUCAUAGUGAAACAGGUGAUACACCUUUAUUACGAACCAUUCAUGCUCAAAGCUACACAAUUUUUCAAAUGCUACUUCAACAACCAUCAUGUGAUGUGAAUGUAGCUAAAAUAUCAAAUACACAGGAUAAUGGACAAACUCCAUUGAUGGCUGCGUGUGAACUUCAGCAUUUUCCCACUAUUCGUGAUCUUUUAAAUCAUCCAAAAUGUGAUCUUCUUGCUUAUGAUGAUCAGCACAAUCAAGCUUUACAUUAUUUUCUAGCUACUACAACUCGCUCUGAUGAAUAUUUAGAAAUUUUUCAUUUAUUUAUCGAAAAAUUGAUCGCUAUCGGUAAACAUACAUUGAAUUCGAAAGGAAAAUCUGGUAGCACACCAUUACAUAUUGCUGUUCUUCAUAAUCAAGGCACCGUCGAUACGGUUAAUAUUAUCGAACAAACUCUAAUCGAUAAUGGUUGUGACCUAUUCAUUAAAGAUGAUCUUGGGAAUAUUCCAUUACAUAAUGUCUUCUUGGGAAAUAAGAACAGUACUGAUCCCGUCGAACUCUGUGUUCUCAUCAUGCAAUCAAUGAAUUAUGAAUCAUUAGAUACGAAAAAUGACAAAGGGAAUACUCCAUUACGUCUUGCUGUUUCGAAAGAAUCUACUGUUUGUGUAACGCUUCUAUUAAAACGAGCUGGAAGCAGUUCUAUUGAGCAGUGGUUUAUUCGAACCAUUAUUACUUCGGGUAAUUUUGUUGAUUGUUUAUGCAAUUAUGAUAAUCGUACUGCAAGAAAUCCCUUGUCAUUCGAAAGCAAUAACACAUUUUUACGAAAAGGAAUUGCACGUACACCUCUAGAAUUAGAAAAUCCAUCAACGAUUAUUCGAACAUCACCAUUGAUUAAUGCAGUAAUUCAUCGUAAUUUUGAAUUGGCGAAAUUCUUACUUCAACUAGGUGCUGAUGUGAAUUUCCCAGAUGAAGAACAACUGACACCAUUGAUGCACGCUAUUCGACAGAAUGACUUGGAUAUGGUGAAGUUAUUGCUCAAUAAAGAUUAUGUACAUGAGGAGUAUAAUCGAUCUUCGAAAACAGUAUCUCAUUUACGGAGACCAAAUGUACAACGGAAACCAAAGCCGAAAGGAUUCUUUCUUGGGGCGACGACGACUUCAGUUGCUGAUGAUGAGGAUGAACAAGAGACAGAAAAAGAGGAUAUAUCUGAUGAUAAGGAACCCAAGGAUGAGUCAAAUAAAUUUAAAGUCACGUCUAAUAUCGAUUUUGGUGCAACGGACGCACUUGGACGCACGUGCAUUCAUCAUUUAGUUCAGCCGUUUGUCGAUGCUUCUUAUGUGAAUUGCAUCGAAAUGCUGGAAUUACUGUAUAGAUCAGGUGUCUCGUUAACUAAACCUGAUCGAAUGGGUCUAUCACCAUUACAAUACACAGCUAAGAAUGCUGGUUUUCGACAUUUAUAUGAAAAACUGAAAGAAUUAACCAAUGAGCAACCGAUGGAUACUGAAGAUUUAACAAAUCAGUGUUUUACUGUUAAUGAUCCAAAUAAGAAUCUGCUUGGUCUUCCAGAUUAUUAUUCAGACGCUCAACAGUAUAUUAACCAAUGCAUUGCUGCUCGUCCUUUAGACAAUACGAAUAGUAUUCAUAAAGUCGAUCCAUUAUCGAAUAUGAGUGAAACAGGAGAUAUUGUCUGGGAUGCAGACAAGAAUGAACCUUAUGAUGUUCGUUUAACCAUCACUGAUGUAGAUUAUGGUUUAAUUGGUUUAUAUAAUUUUUAUCGAAUGCAAAUUAUUAAACAUAAAACGAAAACAAAUCUUUAUCUUUUAUUCACACGUUGGGGACGUAUUGGUGAUGGUGAUGGACAACAUCAAUUAACACCUUACUCAACACUCGAAGAAUGUCGAGCUGAAUUCUGUAAAAUCUUUCGUGAUAAAACUGGUAACGCGUGGGAAAAUACGAAUCAAUUCGAAAAGAAACUUAAAAAAUAUACUUUAAUAAAAUUAAGCGACCGUCAAACACAUAAACACACGGAUGUUCCCAUUCACUUUCAACGAUUAGAGAAUGAGAGCGAACAAAUACCAUCAAAAUUACAAUCAACAGCCUAUAAGAACUUUUUCAAAACAUUUCUCAAUGGUCAAAUUAUUCGAGAAAAUAUCAACAAAGCUAAUUUAGAUGUCGAAUGGAUGCCUGUUUCUCAAUUAAAACCCGAAAGUCUACAAAGAGCACGUGACAUAUUGGCAAAAUUGGCAACAGAUAUUGAACAAAAGGACAAACUUAAAUUAGUUAUUCAACAAACUACCUCCGAUGAUGCUCAAACCUCAUCAGUUGAUUCUAAUGAAAGAACUGAACUCAAACGUUUAAUUGAGUCGAUUUGCCAACUUAAUAAUGAAUAUUACAGUAUCAUACCUUUACAAGGUUAUGGUGCUGAGAGAAUACCGAUGAUCGAUACUUUAGCAGCUGUCAAGAUACAAGAACAAAAGCUUAAUGACAUAUUUGAAUUAGAACUAUCCUAUAAAAUUCUUCUCGCUGCAGAAGCGAAUUUGAAUAAAAUAUCACCAUUAGAUUAUUUAUAUAAAUCGAUUAACUGUCAAUUUGAAGCCAUGAAUCAAGACGAUAUUGAUUCACAAUUCAUUCUACGUUAUAUAUGGACAAGUGCACCUAAUAUUAAAGUCGAACAAAUACUCAAAGUUGCACGAUCGAAUGAUGAUGAACGACUUUUUCAACAGAAUCUGGAUAAUCAUUAUUUAUUGUGGCAUGGUACUAAUAUUUGCAAUUUGACCAGUAUACUUAUACGAGGACUUUUAGUUGCGCCUUUAUGUGCAAAAAGCACUGGAAGUUUAUUUGGGAAGGGAAUCUACACAGCUGACGCCUUUGUGAAAAGUCUGAACUAUUGUUCCGGUGUUCGACAAACCAAUGGUGAAUGUUGUUUUAUGUUGUUAUGCGAAGUAGCAUUAGGCAAGUCUGAAGACGUUACUGAUAUAAGCGGUCAUGGUGGCCAACCAUUAGACCUCGAUAAAUAUCAAAGUCGUAGGGCUCAUGGCCACUCAAUUCCUGAUCCACGGCUCACCAUCACGAGAAAUUUCGGUGCCCAAAUGCCACUAGGCCAGUUGAUUUCUUGUACGGAUCCAAAUCAUACAUAUCAUCGAUGUACUUACAACGAAUACAUCGUCUUUGAUGAAUCGCAAAUCGCACUUCGUUAUAUCGUUCAAUUCCGACGAUAA